UUAAAGGUUUUCAAAGUAGACAUUAGUUUAUAUAUUAUUAUCUUUAACACAUCCGCUGUAAGAUAUACAAGAUUUAUCACCAUGGUAACAUCUGGCCAUCUGUCACUAUUUUGUGUUGUAACGGUUGGAUUCCUUACAUUAAUAACUAAAGGAAUACGUAUUAUCAGUGAUCCAGAAAACUUAUCAUAUAAUCAACCAUUUAAACUUACAUGUGAAAUCGGCUCCAUAACAGAUGAGAUUAAAUGGUUGUAUUCAACAACAGAAUAUUUUAGAUGUUCCUCGCCGUAUAGCGCUGGUAUAUGUUCUAUUGGUACUUCCGCAGCAGCUAAAGCUGUAAGCUAUGAUGUUAACACUACGGCUGGUACUUCAACUAUUGAAACUAUUGUAACUUCCAGUUCUCAGAAUGUAUUGUGGACCUGCAAGCAUGGAGUUGAUAUGGCUACCUACCAAAUAACCAUUAAAGACAGAGCAUUGGUCAGUACGUUUGAGAUAUCAAGUCAACCAUCGAAAAGUGUCAACGAAGGGACCAACAUAACACUGACCUGUACUCUAACCUCUGCAUCUAAACUACCCGUGAAUAUAUCAAUAUCCAGAUAUCAAUAUGAUAGAGAGAAGACUAUCGGCUACGUCACUAACUCAUCAUCGAGGACAUUAAGUGUUAUUACAACAGCUGAAUGUAGAGAUAACAGCUUCUUCUGUAACACGUCCAAUGAUUAUGGUGCAAUGCAUAGUCAAAUACUAAAUGCCAACGUGAACUGUACAGUUCAAAUAUUAGAAAAUGAAACUAAUGAAGUGGUUAACACUACGAUUGGUUCUGAUGCCACAUUGAAUUUGAAGAUAAUGGGUUAUCCACGUCCAACUUAUACAUGGUACAAGAAAAUAGCCGAAACUGAACGAAAGCUGAAUGGUUAUAGAAUUGAAGAUAUAGAUGGUCCCGCGCUAAAGAUAAAAAACGUCCAUCAAAUCGACGAAGGGGAGUACAAUGUGCGAAUAACUAGCGCUGGGUCAUAUUCUAUCAUCUUUACAUUCAAGCUGAAUGUGUUUCCUGAAAUCUCAGAAAGCCAGCGAUCAGAUGACCUACCGCUAAGUGUUGGUGCAUUGAUAGGUAUUGGUGUAGCUGGUGGUAUAGUUAUCUCCCUUAUUGUGUUCGGUGUUGCCAUGCUGAUCAUACGUUUGAGAAGACCACGAGUGUAUGGCACUGCUACUAAUUACGAUAGAACUACCAAGGAGAAAACUGCAGACGAUUACCAACUCCGGAAUAAACGCAACUCCAAGCGUCCGGUUGAAGAGGACUACGAACAACCGGUUGACAACCAAGAAGUUUAUGAAGCCGUGGAAUAAAUAGAAGUGUCCAAGUGCCCAGUGGUAAAAAUAGCACCGCUUUUAAACUUGUUAUUUUUAUUUUCUUAUAAACCGAUUUUUUUACGAUUUCAUUACGAGGAAAUGAAUUGUUGUAUUCAUGCAGUUUUAAAGACUACGAUUUAUGCUGACUGUUUCUAGGGGCUGUCUCGUUUCUCCAAUGCAGUGAUUCUCAACCAGUGUGCCUAAGUGUGCCCCGAAAUUUUAAACAGCACACUAUGAAAAUACGAAAAAUCACAUGAUCCCAACUGAGUAUUCACUGGUAUUCAUAGCCGUGUUUAGUUUGAAUGAUUCUAUGUGUCUAUGACUAGUUUCUGUCUACGGUUGUAUGCCGUCUGACUUACAUGUUUUGAAAUUUGCAAAAUUCAAAUAUUUUUUCAUAUAUAUUUAGCUAGGUGUGCCGCUAAUUUUUCAUGUGUUCCAAGGUGCAUAAUGUAUGUUUAAAUCAACCUGUCCAUAAUAUCAUAUAAUCGUUGUCAUGUAUGAUUCAUGAUGUGCUGUUGUAGUUCUGCUGUAUAUAUUCCCCGCCACAUUUUUGUAUUACCUGUAAAUAAUUUAAUUAAAUUAACCUGUUCAUGGUAUCAUAUUUCUUGUAUUGGACGUUAAAUUUAGAAUAAAUAACCAAAACAACAACAUUGUAUUACGACAGCGAUUUAAUAAGUGUGCUUUAAGGUGCCUUUUUUUGCAUUUUUACCAAUUUUCAACCCUUUAAGUGUAAAUAAUUGAAUUCAAUCAACCUGCCCAUAAUAUCAUAUUUAUUAUCUAGUGGACGUUAAAUCUGUAAUAAACAAAAUAACAACUGCUUGAUAACUUUGAGAGAAUAUUCUUCGAAAUGUAUAUAUUAUAGUUUAUUUUUACACUAUGUAUUUCUAUAGUGUAUCCCUUUCUAUGUAAAAUUGUCGAAAAUAGAGAGUGAAACUUAGAAUCAUGAGAAGACCUUAAAGUUGGCAUACUUCAACUCUUGUUGUUGUUCCCAUUCUGUUAUUGUCCAUUUAUUAAUAUUCUGCAUGUUGUUACCGUUCUGUUAUUGUUUCAUUUAUUAAUAUUCUGCCUAUUGUUACCGUUCUGUUAUUGUUCAUUUAUUAAUAUUCUGCAUGUUGUUACCGUUCUGUUAUUGUUCAUUUAUUAAUAUUCUGCCUUUUGUUACCGUUCUGUUAUUGUUGAUUAUAUAUUAAUAUUCGUGUUGCUAUUACUGCACUUGUUAAGCACGCUUGGGUAUAAAACAAAGCUUAUUUAGUCUUUGUGUGUAAGAUAGCUGUAUACCGGAUUAAAUCCACUUG
Molecule: messenger RNA, 2639 nt
Organism: Patella vulgata (common limpet)
Lineage: Eukaryota; Metazoa; Mollusca; Gastropoda; Patellidae
Exons: 8
Coding region: 82-1341 (419 amino acids)
Source: RefSeq, a predicted model, not a curated record